AUGGGGCUCGCCCUGCUGCUGGGGCUGCUCCUCUCCCGAGCCGGAGACCUCCUGGCUCUGCCAAGGAGCGACUGCAUAGCAGCAGAACAGCUGUGCCUCUCGGACUCUGCCUGCAAUGCUACCUACAGGAUCCUGGAAAACUGCGCCCUGGCUAAGACUCGCUUCCUUCCGCUGGAUCACGACAGCAGGGUCAGAUGUCUGAACGCAGAGCUAGACCUCGGAAACAGCUCUUUGCUGCACUGCAAGUGUCACCGGCGCAUGAAGAGACAGGAGCACUGCUUACGUGUUUUCUGGACCGUUCACUCCAGCGUGACAGAUGGUUAUUUCAAUUUGGAGACCUCUCCCUAUGAGAAUCCAGCAAAUGAAGAACACUGGAAGACAGAUUAUAAUAAACUGGCAGCUCUGUUAUCAGGCUCACAGUUAGCAGGAGAUGCAACAAAUCCAUGCCUGAAAGCAACUCAUAUCUGUAAUCUGAGCAAGAAGUGUGUUCGUCUGCGCACAGACUAUGCCUCCAUCUGCACCAAAGGAGCAGGAAGUGAAGACCUGUGUGACCGUCGCAAAUGCCACAGAGGGCUAAGGAAUUUCUUUGAGAAAGUCCCUGAGGAUUUCACCAAAAGGAUCCUAUUCUGUCCGUGUCAAGAUGAACUUUGUGGAGAACGACGCCGGAAAACUAUUGUUCCCGAUUGUUCCUUCCGGUAUAACACCAAACCCAACUGCCUCUGGCUUCUGGACUCCUGCUUGGAAGACCAUAUCUGCAAAUCCCGGCUGGCUGACUUCCAGCAAAAUUGUCAACCUGCAGACAUGUCUCCAGGUGGUUGCUCUCAGCACAACCAUGCUGCGUGCCUGCAGGCCUACAUGGGGAUGAUUGGCACGCCCAUGACACCCAACUAUGUCAGUAACUCCAGUGUGGAGGUCUCCCUGUGGUGUACCUGUGAGAGCAGCGGCAACCAGAAGGAGAAGUGUGACCAGAUACUCGGCAUGUUUGAGAGCAACAAAUGCCUUGAAAAUACUAUUUGGUCUCAAAUGCACCUGAAGCAGACAGCUCUAGAAAGACAGGAAGACUUAUUUUAUUCAUCUUCCUUAAGCUUCCAAGGAGACAGUGCCAGCGCAUCUCUUGCUUCAGAAAUGUCCCAGGUGGCUGAAGGGAAGACACAGCGAGACAUCUCUGAACACAGCAGUAUGCCUAUGGCCUCCUCUGUAUAUUCUGGAGCUGCUAUUUUUUGGCCAUCUCUGGCUCUGUUCCUGCCCCUGUUGCUGAGCCAACAUUAA
This is a messenger RNA of Gymnogyps californianus (California condor), 1269 nucleotides long. It is a transcript of the gene GFRA3, whose product is annotated as GDNF family receptor alpha 3. The transcript is spliced from 8 exons. The record is from RefSeq and is a predicted model, not a curated record. NCBI's taxonomy places the organism in Eukaryota, Metazoa, Chordata, Aves, Accipitriformes, Cathartidae. Gene Ontology annotation, biological process: nervous system development. Gene Ontology annotation, molecular function: signaling receptor activity. Bases 1 to 1269 code for a protein of 422 amino acids. Gene Ontology annotation, cellular component: external side of plasma membrane; signaling receptor complex.